Telopea speciosissima is the source of this 1773-nucleotide messenger RNA. RefSeq names its product E3 ubiquitin-protein ligase RHF1A-like. The transcript has 8 exons. Lineage: Eukaryota; Viridiplantae; Streptophyta; Magnoliopsida; Proteales; Proteaceae. Gene Ontology annotation, molecular function: ubiquitin-protein transferase activity. Bases 258 to 1430 code for a protein of 390 amino acids. The record is from RefSeq and is a predicted model, not a curated record.
GACUCCGUCUGUCAGACUCUCUCCAAGUAAAACUACUUAAAUGACUUCAAAAAUCAAUCGAGUAAAAGGGUCUAAAAUUCCAAUUCCUUCCUUUGACCACUAGAGCAUCCUCUUUCUUCUUACUCUUUCUAGGGUUUCCCUUUUAUACUUUUCUUCCAUUGGGUUCCCUUUACCUAUAUAGGGUUCUAUCUCUUCUCGUUUCUGUUUGCUCUUUCUUCGAUCAAAUUUCCUUUGAUUCAGUUGAGUUCUGUUAAUUAAUGGAGGGUUUCGCUUCUGCCGUCGAGAAUCUUGUCGUUUUGCCGCCAAUGCCUCAAGGCGCCGAUCAAGAUGGAUACGAAGAAGAUGCAUGUAGCAUUUGCCUGGAGCCUUUUUCUUCUGCUGAUCCUGCCACUGUUACCAAUUGCAGGCACGAGUAUCAUCUUCAGUGUAUUCUUGAAUGGUCACAAAGAAGCAAAGAAUGCCCAAUAUGCUGGCAAUUGCUUGUCUUGAAGGACCCUGCCAGUCAGGAGCUUCUUGCAGCAGUGGAAAUUGAAAGGACUUCAAGAUCUAGGCAGAGAUCAUCUAAUACUCGCCUUCCCAUUGAAGACUCUCAAUUCAGCCACGAUGUGCCCUACACAGAUGAUUCAGAUUUUGAAGAGCAUAUCAUGCGUCAUCUUGCUGCUGCUGGCCUUGGCAGGCCACAUUAUGGUAGGAGGGAGAGGCAAAGAACUUCUGGCAUGGGUCCAUCCCAAAUCUUUGUUUUUACCUCUCCUGCAAAUGGAUCUGAUGUUCAUGAGACAUACACAGCUGCACCAACAGAAACUCAAACUCAUAUUUUAUCUCCUAAUGCUUCUCCAGAAACUAUUUUACCUUCUGCCAUCAGUGAUCGGCCACCAUCAUCUCCGCUUUCUUCACCUGAAAAUAUGAGCUCUGGCGCUUCGGACCAUAGAUAUGGUCUUCUGAGAGCUGGUGUUCUUUACAGCCAGACUUCACCCAGCAUUACCCAAAGUUCUCAUUCAUCUGAGUUACUCUCCUUCUCAGAAUCGCUUAAAUCUAGAUUGUCUGCUGCCUCUGCCAAAUAUAAAGAAUCAAUCUCGAGAAGUACUAGAGGUUUCAGAGAGAAGCUAUUGGCACGAAAUAACUCAGUUAAGGAGCUGAGCAGGGAUGUUCAGCGUGAGGUGAGUGCUAGUGUUGCUCGCAUGAUGGAGCGUCUAGAUCCUAUAUCAAAACGCACUGGAGGUUCUGAACCUCCUUCCAGAUCUAAUGAAGGGACCUCAGGUUUUUCAUAUGAUGGGAAGAGUGUACAGGAGAACCUAAUUGUUCAAUCUCAAAAUAGAAAUGAUGUGGAGAUUGUUCAUGGUACAAAUUCCAAUGCACCUUUCCAUGCCUCAGGAAGUCUUUCUUCUGUCCCAGGUCAUUCGGAAGUUCGUCAAGCACAGGACAUACUGUGAUGCUGUGGAGCCUGGACAGGUGUGAGCUUCGUGUUAUUAGUAUAGUGGCAUACAAACCAGUAAAUCAACCCCCUAUAUCCAGAGAGUUGAUUGAUCCACUGUCCUGGAUAUUUAGGGUUGAUUUACAUUUACUCUAAUGGAGAGAAGAUAAAAUCGCAAUGCAUAUAUAGUUGUAAUAGUUGGUCUAGUUAUUUUCUGAUUUUACAGCUACUGUUGUUGUCUUCAUUAAGCAAUGUGAGGAGAUAUAUAUGCCUCUAGAACAUAACACCAGGUGGAAUCCUGCUCCCCCUUGCUAAUGUUAUUGGAUUUUCUGUUUUUAAAGAACUGGUAAAAUGCCUCGCUU